Oncorhynchus masou masou (cherry salmon) is the source of this 1396-nucleotide messenger RNA. RefSeq lists its product as uncharacterized. The coding region runs from base 1 to 798 and encodes 265 amino acids. The transcript has 2 exons. NCBI's taxonomy places the organism in Eukaryota, Metazoa, Chordata, Actinopteri, Salmoniformes, Salmonidae. The record is from RefSeq and is a predicted model, not a curated record.
AUGGUCUGUGGUUGUGGAGGUCCUGGGCUGGCAUGGUUACACGUGGUCUGUGGUUGUCCUGGGCUGGUUCUGGUUACACGUGGUCUGUGGUUUGUGGAGGUCCUGGGCUGGCGUGGUUACACGUGGUCUGUGGUUGUGGAGGUCCUGGGCUGGCGUGGUUACACGUGGUCUGUGGUUGUGGAGGUCCUGGGCUGGCAUGGUUACACAUGGUUUGUGGUUGUCCUGGGCUGGCGUGGUUACACGUGGUCUGUGGUUGUGGAGGUCCUGGGCUGGCGUGGUUACACAUGGUUUGUGGUUGUCCUGGGCUGGCGUGGUUACACGUGGUCUGUGGUUGUGGAGGUUCUGGGCUGGCGUGGUUACACAUGGUUUGUGGUUGUCCUGGGCUGGCGUGGUUACACGUGGUCUGUGGUUGUGGAGGUCCUGGGCUGGCGUGGUUACACGUGGUCUGCGGUUGUGGAGGUCCUGGGCUGGCAUGGUUACACAUGGUUUGUGGUUGUCCUGGGCUGGCGUGGUUACACGUGGUCUGUGGUUGUGGAGGUUCUGGGCUGGCGUGGUUACACGUGGUCUGUGGUUGUGGAGGUCCUGGGCUGGCAUGGUUACACAUGGUUUGUGGUUGUCCUGGGCUGGCGUGGUUACACGUGGUCUGUGGUUGUGGAGGUCCUGGGCUGGCGUGGUUACACAUGGUUUGUGGUUGUCCUGGGCUGGCGUGGUUACACGUGGUCUGUGGUUGUGGAGGUCCUGGGCUGGCGUGGUUACACGUGGUCUGUGGUUGUGGAGGUCCUGGGCUGGCGUGGUUAAACGUGGUCUGCGGUUGUGGAGGUCCUGGGCUGGCGUGGUUAAACGUGGUCUGCGGUUGUGAGGCUGGUUGGACAUACUGGCAAAUUCUCUAAAAUGACAUUGGAGAUGUCUUAUUUACCUUUAUUUAACUAGGCAAGUCAGUUAAGAACAAAUUCUUAUUUUCAAUGACGGCCUAGGAACAGUGGGUUAACUGCCUGUUCAGGGGAAGAACCACAGAUUUGUACCUUGUCAGCUCGAGGAUUUGAACUUGCAGUCUUUCGGUUACUAGUCCAACGCUCUAACCACUAGGCUACCCUGGCUGGCAACAGCUCUGGUGUACGUUCCUGCAGUUAGCAUGCCAAUUGCAUGGUCCCUUAAAACUUGAGACAUCUGUGCCAUUGUGUUGUGUGACAAAACUGCACAUUUUAGAUUGGCCUUUUAUUGUCUCCUGCACAAGGUGCACCUGUGUAAUGAUCAUGCUGUUUAACAAUCUUCUUUAUAUGCCACACCUGUCAGGUGGAUGUAUUAUCUUGACAAAUGCUCACUAACAGGGAUGUAAACAAAUGUGUGCACAAAAUUGGAGAGAAAUAAGCUUUUUGUGCAAAUGGAACAUUUCUGG